This is a messenger RNA of Paramecium sonneborni, 907 nucleotides long. Lineage: Eukaryota; Ciliophora; Oligohymenophorea; Peniculida; Parameciidae. The record is from the annotation of a GenBank genome assembly.
AUGUAACAAAAAAUACGUAUUCAGUUUGCAAUAGAUCUUUAAAAAACAUAUGGAUCAAAAUAAUCUUAAUUAAGUGAAUAAUCGGAUAAUCAACUUCAAUCAUCUCAAUUAUCUUCUUCAAUUUUUAAAACUUCAAUACCUCAAUUUUCUAAAGAAGAAAUUGAAAAGCAUGAUUAAACUUUGAAAGAACAAACUUAAACAUAUAAUGAAAGAAAAAAAAGAAAUGGAUAGAAAUUUUAAAGACUUACAAAAGAACAAUAAUCACAAUUAGUAAAACUUAUUAAAAAUGAUCCUUAAUUUUAAUCUCAAUUGACGGAUGCUAUAAUAAAGCAUACAGAAAUAGCUUAAUUUAUUAAAAAAGCCAACACAAUUAAAAUCAUGAAAUCAUUAAAUAAAACAGCAAUUGAAUUUAAAUAAAAUAUGACAAAUAAAAUAUAAGCCAUCUUUCUUAAUCAUUAAAAUUAAACUUAUAGUAGACUUAUAUAUUUACUAAAAGUAAAAGAGCAAUUGAUAAUUAAAGUAUUAGAAUAGAAAUUGUCUACAUGUGUUGACAUUAAAUAAAAUUUUAAAGAUUCUAUAUUAAUAUAGUUCAAUAAAAUUCUAAAAACUUAAUUAGAAGAAAACUGUAAAAAAUUUGCUUAAGCUUUAUCAACCUAAUUAUAAUUGAUGUAUGAAGGAAUUGUGUAAAUUAUUGGAUAGCAUAUUGAAAUUAAUAAAGAUAACAAAUUCGAAUAAGAAUUAUUUCAAUAAAUUUAAAGAGUUAAAGAUUACUUUGCUACAAGUGAAUAAUAAUAUAUUAAAGUAAUUUUUUUAAAUAAUAUAGCGCCUAUAAAUAGAUAUGAAUGAACAUUAUAUAAAUGCAAUUUAGACAAUAUUUAAAGUUUAACAAAAACUUAAAUUAAAUUGA